Ciona intestinalis (vase tunicate) is the source of this 10916-nucleotide messenger RNA. The record is from RefSeq and is a predicted model, not a curated record. Lineage: Eukaryota; Metazoa; Chordata; Ascidiacea; Phlebobranchia; Cionidae.
AUAUUAAGCGUCUCACUUUCAAAUUAAGAAUAACUGUGUUUAAUACGUUAAUAUUAUUCAUGGAAAAGAUCGAAUGAAAUAGUUAAAAGCAAAAUGGAUUAUAAGACAUCCGAAGCUCUCGUUCGGACGAACAAAGUGAAACUGACCGAACCACAAACCUCAAAGUUUCUUCCACAAUUGCCACAAAAGCGCAACAAGCCAGCAUGGGCGAGCACUGCCCCAUCAUUUGUAUUGAAUGGCAAUCCACCCACAGAUCUGCUUGGGAGAGAUCGUUUAGACAUGGUUCGCGAACUUACAGCGAGCCCCCCUAAACGAGCAAAGCCACACAAACGUAGUCGAACAUGGGACACUAAAUCUCCGCGCCAAACUGCACCUGGUGCCUCCCAACAAGCAGGAGUGGUUGGAGGAGCUUCAUCUUCAUUAACUCAUCCUAAGAAAAACCGGGAAGCUUUCAGGAGUUCGCUUGUUAAUAUUAUAAUGCAAGAAGAUGAGAAACAGAGCCGACCACCAAGUGAAACUAAUGGUGCAACAAAACGACCCGGUUCUCCUACAAGUGCUGAGAAGGAUAUUCUCAGAUAUUAUUACUACAUACACAAUGGAAUAGACACAGAACAUGUUGCCCCCAUGGAAGAUUCAUGGUUGGAAAACGUUUUACAAAUGGUCCCAAAACGAUUGAAAAAUCUCGCUGAAUCUAUUGAAACAUUAUCCGAUGAAAUGAGAGAGGAUUAUUUACUUUCUGUUAAAAAAGCAAUUGUUGAUUUUGUCCUCCGUGAUCCCCGAGAGAAGGAAGAGGAAGCUCCUGUGUUGCUCCCACAUCGAGCAGAAUUGGAGGUCGUACCCAAGCCAUGGUAUCGAUCUUAUGUCAACGGGGCAAAUCUGAUCCGUGAGAAUCUGAAUGUCACUAAUCCCACUAUGAUGGCUGUACUGGAUCUGUGGCAUGUUUCAUUUGGUCGUAUGAGGUUGGUUGAUAUUGACGAAUUUCAUAAGCGUGAAGAAUCAAUGGAGUUACAAACUUUCCAAGGACUUGUAAUGCGACAUAUUGAAACUGCCAAGGAUAAACUGCUCAAAAAAUGGUUUCCUGAGGUUCAGAACAUCUAUUACCAAGGAAACAAACGUAAACAAGUUCCCAGCAACCACAAUGAAGCAAAACUUCGUUCAUUCUUUAAUUGUGCUGCCACCUUGAUGACAGGUCAACUACAGAGCCUGGCAUUGCUUUCUAUUAGUGAUUACACAGAUCUGGUUGCUCAACCACCACUUUCAACACGAGCAUAUGAACACUCUGGUUUCAACAUCCACUUAAUACUGGAUGGUACAAAUGUUCGAUUCGAGCCAGACUUCCCCGACUUUGAACUUGUCCUACUUAAUGUGUUUGACGUAAUGAUCAAAGCUGUUGGAAUCGUGCCAAGAGUGGAAACCAAGCUUUACUCUGAAUGGUCAAGCAACAACACAACUUUAAAACCAGUGAUCCUUGAAGAGAUAAUGCUUGAGGUGAAGGCACGUGUUCGAAACGUGAUUGCCAAAGAAAGUCUCGAACCAAAACAACAUCUCAAGCUCUAUGAUAAAUAUCAUUUCCUCAUCAGUAAACAGGCAGAAGAUGAAGUCGAACAGCUAUUGACACAAGAACUCAGUUUCCCCGAGUUUAUUAAAGAAGUCACGAAGUAUCAGAAACUUGCAGAAGAAAUCACAUUCAGUUCGCGAAAGGUUAUCAGACUUGGGAUGUUUGUCUUACAUUGUAAUGAACUGAUAUCGGGGUUGGCAAAGCGGGCUGAACAACUCGCACAGAAAAUGUUGAUAAAGAUGAGCAAGAAACAUCAAGAAGAGAACGAUAGACUGAUACAACAGUUUGAAGUCAUUGCAAAGAAAGCACUAAGUACACCUGCAAGUACAGAUGAGCUUAUUGAACUACAAGAAUAUGUGAAAUCAGUUCGCGCUAAAGAGAUGACGCAGAUGGAAGAUCACCUCGUGAAGUGCAAGGAACGCCUCGGAUUCCUCGUGGAUUUCACCUCCUUCACUCCACGAGAAAUAAGGACCAACAGUGAGGUGUUUAAGUGGCAUGCAAGGAUGGAUCGUGUCUUCAUCGACCAUGAGAGGAUCGUGGAUGAGAAGACAAACCAAUAUCAGGACGGUCUUAAGCUUCGCCGUGAACGUUUCAAUGAAGAAUUGGAAGGGUAUCAGAAACAACUUGAGGAAUUCAACAGCUUUGGUGACCUCAAUGAAGUCAACAGAUACCUGAAGAAAGCUCAAGCUCUUAGUGCCCGUUUGGACACCGCAGCAGAGAAGAUUGAGCAAUUCAAUGCAGAGGAGGAAGCGUAUGGGUGGGAGACAUCUCAGUAUCCUGUAAGGAAGGCUCUUGUUUCCACAGUUACACCUUAUCUCAAGCUGUAUGAGACUACAGUGGAAUUCAACACAAAAUACAAGAGGAAAACAUGCAGACACGCAUGAUCAAUGCUGGCUUAGCUUAUGGAUAUGAAUACCUCGGUAAUACACCAAGACUGGUUAUUACUCCACUAACUGACAGAUGCUAUCGAACAUUAUUUGGGGCAUUGAAUCUUUUUCUUGGUGGAGCUCCAGAAGGGCCUGCUGGGACAGGAAAAACUGAAACGACCAAAGAUCUUGCAAAAGCCAUCGCUAAGCAGUGUGUUGUAUUCAACUGCUCUGAUGGGUUGGACUACAUUGCUCUUGGAAAGUUUUUCAAGGGUUUAGCAUCAUGUGGUGCCUGGUCUUGCUUUGAUGAGUUCAACCGUAUAGACCUUGAAGUGCUGUCAGUGGUUGCCCAACAAAUCCUCACCAUUCAAAGUGGAAUCAAAUCUGGCCAGGACACUUUGCUGUUUGAGGGAACUGAGAUUAAACUGGAUGUGACGUGUGCUGUGUUCAUCACCAUGAAUCCAGGUUAUGCUGGCCGAUCUGAGUUGCCAGAUAACCUUAAAGCUUUGUUCCGACCAGUGGCCAUGAUGGUACCUGAUUAUGCCAUGAUAUCAGAAAUUAUGCUAUACAGUUGUGGCUUCGUGAACGCUCGUCCACUCUCAGUGAAGAUUGUGGCAACAUAUCGCUUGUGUUCGGAACAACUGUCAUCGCAACAUCAUUAUGAUUAUGGGAUGAGAGCAGUGAAGUCUGUACUUACUGCUGCUGCCAACUUGAAGCUUGCAUAUCCGGAGGAAAAUGAAGACAUCUUGAUGCUCCGAUCCAUCAUUGAUGUCAAUCUUCCCAAGUUCCUCGCCCAUGAUCUUCCUCUGUUUAACGGGAUCACAUCCGAUCUCUUCCCGGGAGUAAAACUUCCUAAACCAGAUUAUUCUCAUCUUCUUGAUGCGAUCAAGAACCAGUGCGACAAACUUAACCUCCAGUUUUACUCUGAAGAGGGCCCAGGUGUAACGAAAGAGAUGACAGAUUUCUUCACUCAAAAAAUCCUUCAAAUUUACGAGAUGUUGAUUGUACGCCACGGUUUCAUGAUUGUGGGCGAACCUUUUGGUGGGAAGACAAGUGCUUAUCGUAUAUUAGCUGGUGCAUUGACUGAUAUACAUGAAAAAGGGUUAAUGGAUGAAAACAAAGUCCAGAUUACAGUUCUCAACCCUAAAGCUGUAACAAUGGGUCAGUUAUAUGGUUCAUUCGAUCCAAUAUCACACGAAUGGUCGGAUGGUGUAUUGGCUGUCAGUUACAGACAGUUUGCUUCAUCACAGACACCUGAUCGUAAAUGGCUGAUUUUUGAUGGCCCAGUUGACGCUAUUUGGAUCGAGAACAUGAACACUGUGUUGGAUGAUAAUAAGAAGUUGUGUUUAAUGUCCGGUGAAAUUAUCCAGAUGAGUCCACCUAUGAGUCUUAUGUUUGAACCCAUGGAUUUAGAAGUUGCUUCUCCUGCUACAGUAUCAAGGUGUGGUAUGAUCUACAUGGAACCCCACAUGCUUGGAUGGCGACCCCUGCUAAUAUCAUGGCUGAACACUCUGCCAGAAGGUGUCACUGAGGAGCACAAAGAAAUUAUUCGAGGAUUUUUCGACCGUAUGGUCAUUCCUGUGACCCAGUGGUUACGAAAAGGUGGUGCGAAGGAACUCUCCCCUACAAACAACACAAACUUGGCUGUUUCACUUAUGAGGUUAAUGGAAGCACAAAUGGAUGAUUUUAAAGAUUCUGCAAAAAUUAAAGCCAUGGAUCAGCGCGAAGUAGUUGCAUGGAUUGAAGGCAUUUUCCUUUUCUCAUACAUCUGGUCAGUUGGCGCAACAACUGACACCGACAGUCGCGUCAAGUUUGACAAGCUCCUCCGUGAGAUUAUGGAUGGUCCUCUUAGUGAGGAGACAAAGAAUGAGUACCACAUUAUUGAUCCAGUUCUUCCUCCCAGCAAAUCUUUCUCUGCUCCAAUCCCUAGAAGUGCCGAUGUCUUUAGUUGGCGAUUCAUUAAAGAAGGAAUGGGGAAAUGGGAAAAGUGGACAGAGUCAAUAAAAGAUGCUCCACCACUUCCAAAGGAUAUUUCCUUCAAUGAAAUUACCAUUCCAACCCAAGAUACCGUCAGAUAUUCCUCCCUGGUCAAACUACUUGUCACCCACCAAGUCCCUGUGCUUCUGGUUGGUCCAACUGGUACCGGAAAAUCUGUCUACAUUAAUAACUUCUUAACCAACCAACUAGACAAGGAUGCAUACAAACCAAUGAACAUUAACUUCUCUGCACAAACAACUGCAAAACAAACCCAGAACAUUAUCAUGUCUAAACUAGACAAGCGAAGAAAAGGUGUCUAUGGGCCUCCACUUGGAAAGAAAACGGUGGUUUUUGUUGAUGAUAUAAACAUGCCACAACGUGAGACAUACGGAGCACAACCACCUAUUGAACUACUCAGACAGUGGCUUGACCACUGGAACUGGUACGAUUUAUCAGACUGCACGAUGAUCAAACUUGUCGAUAUUCAGCUCAUGGCAGCAAUGGGACCUGCUGGUGGUGGACGUAACCCGAUCACACCAAGAUUUCUUCGUCAUUUCAACACAAUCACCAUCAACGUGUUCGAUAAUGAGGCAAUGUCAACUAUCUUUACCAGGAUCCUGCAUUGGCAUUUCGCAAUAAGAAACACCUUUGACAAAAAUUUCAUUAGUUUGGUUCCACAAAUCGUAGAAUGCACAUCAGAUGUUUAUCACUCUGCUGCACAGAACCUGUUACCGACUCCAGCCAAAUCUCAUUAUUUGUUCAACUUGAGAGAUUUUAGCAGAAUCAUUGGUGGCAUAUGUCUCUCAGUACCACAGUCAGCACCUGAGAUAAAUGUCAUUAAAAGGCUGUGGUUUCAUGAGGUCAUGCGAGUUUAUUACGAUCGUCUGGUUGACAAUCAAGACAAGGAAUGGGUGUUCAAUCACAUGAAGGGAGUCGUCAAUGAUAAGUUUGGGAUAAAUUUCCAUGAACUUUUCAAACAUCUUGACUACAAUAAUGAUGGAGAGGUAGAAGAGGAUGACCUUCGCAGUUUAAUGUUUUGUGAUUUUACUCCAAAGAACGAGAACAAACUUUACGUUGAAGUGGAGAAUGUUAAUAAACUCCGAGAAGUCGUCGAAUCUCAUCUCGAUGAGUUCAACAACAUGAGCAAGAAACCAAUGAACCUUGUUAUAUUCAGAUUUGCAAUCGAGCAUGUAUGUCGUAUAUCAAGGAUAUUAAAACAACCAAGAAGUCAUGCGUUGUUGGUCGGCGUUGGUGGUUCUGGUCGUCAAUCUCUCACCAGACUUGCUUCACACAUGGCUGACUAUGAGUUGUUCCAGGUGGAGAUCUCGAAAGGUUAUACUUCCGUCGAGUGGCGAGAGGAUUUGAAAGUGAUUCUCCGUAAAUCAACGGAGGGUGAACAACAUGGAGCUUUCCUCUUCACCGAUGUUCAGAUUAAAGAAGAAUCAUUCCUCGAAGAUAUUAACAAUCUUCUUAAUACUGGAGAGGUUCCCAACAUGUUUGCCGCUGAUGAAAAACAAGAAAUUAUCGAAAAAAUGCGCCAAGUUGACAGACAGCGUGACAAGUCCAAACAAACUGAUGGAACACCAGUCGCUCUCUUUCAACUGUUUAUUGACCGAUGUCGAGACCAGCUUCACGUUAUUCUUGCAAUGAGUCCAAUUGGUGACGCAUUCCGUACCAGACUUCGUAAAUUCCCUUCCCUGGUCAACUGCUGCACUAUCGACUGGUUCCAGUCUUGGCCGGAGGAUGCACUGACUGCUGUUGCUUCACGAUUCUUGGAAGAUGUUGAAAUGUCGGAUGAGCAUAGAACUGGAUGUAUUGAGAUGUGUAAAAGAUUCCACACAUCCACACGUACACUCUCUGAGCGAUUCCUGAACGAGCUACAAAGACACAACUACGUUACCCCCACAUCAUACCUUGAAUUAAUCAACACGUUCAAGUCAUUGCUCGGUAAAAAGAGAACAGAGGUUCACAAACUUAAGAGGAGAUACGAAGUUGGUCUUGAAAAGUUGAACUCAGCAGCUUCACAGGUUGCCGACAUGCAAAAAGAGCUUACUGACCUUCAACCCCAACUAGUGGUAGCGAGCAAGGAGGUUGAUGAGAUCAUGGUGAACGUGGAACGGGAGAGUAUCGAGGUUGCAAAAGUGGAAAAGGUUGUGAAAGCAGACGAAGCCGUUGCUAAUGAUCAAGCUAAAGUAGCAAAAGGAAUCAAAGAUGAAUGUGACGCUGACCUUGCUGAAGCUAUUCCCAUAUUGGAGGCUGCAUUGUCUGCAUUGAACACACUCACACCUGCAGAUAUUACAGUCGUCAAAUCUAUGAAGAAUCCACCAGCUGCUGUUAAACUAACCAUGGAAACUAUUUGUAUUCUCAAAAACAUUAAACCCGAGAGAAUUCCUGAUCCAUCUGGUUCAGGUAAAAAGAUUGAAGAUUAUUGGGUUCCAUCUAAGAAACUUCUUGGUGACAUGAAGUUUUUACAAUCCCUUCAAGAUUAUGACAAGGACAAUAUUCCACCUAACCUAAUGAAAAUUAUCAGAUCAAAAUACAUUCCAAACCCGGAGUUUGUCCCUGAAAAGAUCCGUAAUGCUUCCACCGCAUGUGAGGGGUUAUGUAAAUGGGUUCGAGCCAUGGAUUCCUAUGAUAAAGUUGCCAAAGUUGUUGCUCCAAAGAAAAUCAAACUGAAGGGAGCAGAAGCAGAAUUGAAAGUAGCCAUGGCUAGUUUAAGGAAAAAGCAAGCUGCGCUGAAAGAAGUUCAAGACAAACUACAAAUUCUACAAGAUAAAUUGGAAUUUAACAAACAGAAAAAAGCUGAUCUUGAAAACCAGGUUGAUCUCUGCAGCAAAAAGCUUCAUCGUGCCACGCAACUUAUAGAGAGCUUGGGAGGUGAGAAAGACAGGUGGGGCGAGACGGCCCAUGCUCUCGGUAUAACGUUCAACAACUUGACUGGUGAUGUGUUGAUUGCAUCUGGCAUCGUGGCUUACCUGGGAACUUUCACUUCCAAAUUUCGAGAGGAUCAAACAGCUGAAUGGUUAAAGAGUUGUCGUGCGGACGACAUUCCAUGCACUGAUAAUGUAAAUCUGCAUAUGGUGCUUGGUGAACCAGUGAAAAUACGGCAGUGGAAUAUAUCUGGUCUUCCUACUGACAGUUUCUCAGUUGAGAAUGGAAUCAUCAUAAGCAAUGCACGACGUUGGCCACUCAUGAUAGAUCCUCAAGGCCAAGCUAACAAAUGGAUCAAGAACAUGGAGCGCGCAAACAACCUUCAUGUUAUUAAAUUAUCCGAUUCUGACUUUGUACGAACGCUUGAAAACUGUAUUCAGUUUGGAACACCAGUUCUGCUUGAAAACAUUGGUGAGGAGUUGGAUCCUUUACUUGAGCCUUUGUUGCUGAAGCAAACAUUCAAGCAAGGUGGAGCCAUCUGUAUUCGACUUGGUGACUCUACCAUUGAAUACAGCGCUGACUUCCGUUUUUACAUCACAACUAAACUAAGAAAUCCUCAUUACUUGCCAGAAACCUCUGUCAAAGUAACUCUUCUUAACUUCAUGAUAACAAUGGAAGGAUUACAAGAUCAACUCCUUGGGAUCGUGGUUGCUCGUGAACGACCUGAACUUGAAGAGGAGAAAAACGCUCUCAUUCUACAAUCCGCUGAAAAUAAAAAACAACUGAAGGAGAUCGAAGACAAAAUCUUGGAGGUUCUUUCAGCAUCAGAGGGAAACAUUCUAGAAGAUGAAACUGCAAUCAAAGUACUCUCAUCAUCCAAGACACUCGCUAACGAGAUCUCUGAGAAGCAAGCCAUUGCUGAGGAAACCGAGAAAAAGAUUGACACAGCACGUAUGGGAUAUAAGCCCAUCUCAAUUCACUCUGCGAUUCUCUUCUUCUGUAUUACUGACCUUGCUAACAUAGAUCCCAUGUACCAAUACUCACUUGCAUGGUAUGUUAAUCUAUUUGUGAACGCCAUUGAUAAUGCUGAGAAGACCGAUGUUCUUGAGAAAAGAUUGGAGCAUCUUCGUAACUACAUGACGUAUUCCCUCUACUGUAACAUUUGCCGCUCGCUCUUUGAGAAAGAUAAACUUCUCUUCUCCAUUCUCUUGUGUGUCAACUUGCUCCGACACGAAGGGAUUGUGGAUGACAAUGAUUGGAGGUUCCUCCUCACUGGAGGUGUUGGAUUGGACAACCCUCACUCCAACCCUGCGACCUGGCUCCCAACAAAGUCCUGGGAUGAGUUGUGUCGUCUUGACAACCUUCAUCACUUCCAAGGGAUCAGGAAGAAGUUCCCAGCAUACAAGGAGCAGUGGAAGGCAAUCUAUGAUAGCACGGACCCACAUAAUAAAAUCCCACCAGGAGAUUGGGCAGAGUUGGUUGAAUUUCAUCGAAUGAUGGUGCUUCGUUGUUUAAGACCUGACAAGAUUGUGCCAGCCAUGCAAAACUUCAUCACUAACAACUUGGGCCAGAAGUUUAUCGAACCUCCUCCUUUUGAUCUUCCUAAAACAUUCGCGGACAGCAACUCUACUUCACCUCUCAUCUUCGUGUUGUCUCCAGGAGCAGAUCCGAUGGCGUCACUUCUCAAAUUUGCCGAUGACCAGGGAUUCGGGGGACCUAAGAUGACAUCAUUAUCACUGGGACAAGGUCAAGGCCCUAUUGCUAUGAAAAUGAUCGACAAGGCAAUCAAAGAAGGGACUUGGGUGGUGUUGCAGAACUGCCAUCUUGCCACAUCAUGGAUGUCAACUCUGGAAAAGAUUUGUGAGGAAACACUGAACCCUGAUUCAAUCCACCCGGACUUCCGACUCUGGUUAACGAGCUACCCAUCCAACAACUUUCCCGUUGCUGUGUUGCAAAACGGGGUCAAGAUGACAAAUGAACCCCCCAAAGGAUUAAAGUCCAAUAUAUUACGUUCUUAUCUCAGCGAUCCAAUCUCUGAUCCUGAGUUCUUCACAAGUUGCAAACAACCAGUUGCAUUCAAGAGGUUGUUGUUUGGAUUAUGUUUCUUCCAUGCUCUUGUGCAAGAACGUAGACAGUUUGGUCCACUAGGAUGGAACAUACCUUAUGAAUUCAAUGAAACAGAUCUCCGUAUCUCUGUGCGACAACUGCAUAUGUUCCUCAAUCAAUAUGAGUUUGUUCCAAUAUCUGCGUUGAAAUACUUGGCUGGUGAAUGUAACUACGGCGGUCGUGUGACUGACGACUGGGAUCGACGGACAUUAAACUCAGUGCUACAGCGUGGUUACAGUGAUAAUGUGGUCAAUGCCGACACCUGGAGUUUUGAUGAAAAUGAACUUUACCACCGGCCACCAGAGGGAGAUUGGGAGAGCUACCUUGAGUUCUGCAAGAACCUACCAUUGCUUGCUGAACCUCAGGUGUUUGGCAUGCAUGCCAAUGCUGAUAUCACAAAGGACCAGAAUGCUACACAAGAAUUGUUCAACAGCAUUCUGCUCACGCUGGCUGAAGAUGCAGCUCGUGCAUCUGGAGGAGGUGGGGAUUCUAACGACACGCUUGUGUAUAACGUGUCUGGAGAUAUCUUGGAAAAACUUCCUCCCAACUUUGAUACUGAGGCAGCUCUAAGAAGAUACCCAACUGAAUACAAACAAUCUAUGAACACUGUCCUUGUGCAAGAGAUGGUAAGAUUCAAUGUGUUGACAACCACCAUCAGGAAUUCACUUGUUAACGUGCAAAAAGCUAUCAAGGGUUUGGUGGUCAUGAGUGGAGACUUGGAAGAAGUAUUAAACAGCAUUCUUCAAGGUAAAAUUCCACAAAUGUGGAUGAAGAAAUCCUAUCCAAGUCUUAAGCCCCUUGGAGGAUACACAAAUGAUUUCCUUGAGAGACUGAACUUUUUACAGACAUGGUAUGAGAAUGGACCACCUCCACAGUUCUGGGUGUCUGGUUUUUUCUUCACCCAAGCUUUCUUGACCGGCGUCCAACAGAACUUUGCAAGAAAAUACACGAUUCCUAUUGAUUUGCUUGGGUUUGAUUACGUUGUAUUAGAGGAUAAGGAAUACAAGACACCCCCAGAUGAUGGUGCAUACAUAUACGGUCUCUAUGUUGAGGGAGCACGAUGGGAUCGUAAAGCAAAGAGAUUGGCCGAAUCCAUUCCUAAAGCCCUGCAUGAUCCAAUGCCUAAGAUUCUACUCGUGCCAAGCAAGAAGUCUGAUAUCCCUGAAAGACCCAGCUACUUGGCCCCAGUAUACAAGACAACAGAACGCCGUGGUGUAUUGUCAACUACUGGUCACUCAACCAACUUUGUCAUUGGGAUGUCACUCAACUCUGACAAACCACCAGAGCACUGGAUAGGCAGAGGUGUUGCUCUUAUCUGUCAACUAGACAACUAAGCUAUGUGAAUCCAACAAAUAUAUUUCCACUGUAUUUUAUUUUGACUGUGAAUUUUGUACUGUUCAAUCCGUUAGUUUAUGGUAACGUUUUUAGGUUUGAUUUUAGAUGCAUGCCGUUAUAGCUCUCUGCAUUUGCUUUGCAUUCGUGUAAAAAGUUCUUUUGCGUUGUUAAAAAAUACCAAUAAAUAUACAACUAGUUUGAAA